Messenger RNA from Monosiga brevicollis MX1, 1890 nucleotides. RefSeq lists its product as uncharacterized. The transcript has 14 exons. Bases 1 to 1890 code for a protein of 629 amino acids. Gene Ontology annotation, biological process: proteolysis. Gene Ontology annotation, cellular component: cytoskeleton; Golgi apparatus. The record is from RefSeq and is a predicted model, not a curated record. Gene Ontology annotation, molecular function: serine-type endopeptidase activity. NCBI's taxonomy places the organism in Eukaryota, Choanoflagellata, Craspedida, Salpingoecidae.
AUGUCCGACACUCAGAGUCUACAGCAGCAACUAGAGCGCGAGAUCAACUUUCGCAUGAGCCACGAGCCGUUCCCGCGCCCCAUUCGGAUUGACCCGUACUACUACUACACCACAAUUGGGCAAAGAGGACAGCUGAUGCACAUGCGCAAGCCCGUGGACACCCCGUUUGCAGAGGGUCAAGUCGUAUUGGAUACGGCUCAAUUUACAGAUUUGACCAAAAGCAACUGUCUGCCGGGGCGUCUGCUCAUCUGCGAGAAUCACCGACGCUUUGGCGUCAUGGCCGAGCAUCCGCAGCUCGAGACGUGUGACUUGUACAUUUUUGACCUGGAGCCACCAUCUCCUGCGGCACCGACCAAUACCACCACCAAGUCGACGCUUGAGGGAUUUUUCGGGGUUGCCAACGAGGAAAAGCUGCAUUUGGUGGCCAAGGUCCCCAAUAUCGUCAAUGCCGAAUUCAAUGCGGACGCAACAGCCGUCCUCUAUACCCAACACGAUGAGCGCUUUCGGCCCUAUGUGCUGCGCCAGCGCAAUCUGCCGGCUUUGGACGCGCCCGCACAUAGUAUCGUAGGUCGCGUCGUUGAAGAUGCCCUGCUUCUGACUGAGAACGACGAUCGUAACUUCGUCGAUAUUGGCAAGACCAAGGACAACAAAUUUUUUACCAUCAACGUCAACAAUAAGCGGGCAUCCAAAGUCUCACUGCUGCCCACCAGAAGCGGGGCUUCAUUCGAUGAACUGGCAGAGGUUACGCCUCCGGGCCCAUGCCACUACUUUGUUGAACAUGCGCAUGGCCAGCUGUACAUUAUCACGGAUUGGCAAGCACCCAAUUAUUGCGUGAUGACCACCCAGGGCCCUGCUGAGCCCUGGCUUCCUUUUGUGGAGCACAAUCCACGCAUUAAGAUCGAUGACGCCGAAAUAUUUUCAUCCUGCCUUGUCUUGUAUGAGAGUACCGAGGCAUCACCUCAAAUUUCCAUCGUCAGUUUGCAAGAUGGCUCGCGCCGGACGAAGACUUUGCCAGAGCCGUUUCAUCUUGGUAACCUCGAACCUACCAUCAAUGCGGUAUUUGCCUCCAAAAACCUCAAUUUCAAUACCAGCGACCCGCUCCACCAGCGCAUUGAUUGGCAGCUGAACCUAGCGACGUGUGAGCUCAAUCAACUGGAGCAGCAUGACACACAAGAUGUUGCUGGCUUUGUGGCGUCUCAGUAUGAGGUGACGCGCCUGUGGGCGCCAACGUCUGAUAACUUGAGUGUCCCCAUAACCAUUGUGGGACGCCGAGAUCAACCCCUGUCACAACCGGCCCCAACAUUGGCGCUCGUCUAUGGAGCAUACGGCCACAACCUCGAACGCCGGUACAACCCCACGUGGGUCAGCUUGCUCCAGCGUGGCUUCCGUUUGGCUUAUUGCCACGUGCGAGGAGGAGGAGAACUUGGCACUGCCUGGCACGAAGGCGGGAUGGGCCUACACAAACGAAAUACGUUUUUAGAUCUCGAGGCCUGUUUGUCCUACCUCGUGAAUGAGGGCAUCACAACAACCGAACAGUUGGCGCUGCGUGGUGCCAGUGCCGGUGGCCUGGCUGCUGCGCAUAUUGUCGUGCGUCGGCCCGAUAUGAUUAGGGCCUGUGUCUUGUCCGUCCCCUUUGUGGACGUUUUGACAACCAUGUUGGACAGCACCUUGCCAUUGACCCGGCACGAGUAUGAUGAAUGGGGCAACCCUGAACUGGAUCGCGAGGCAUUUGCAAACAUCCGUGGCUACUGUCCCUACCACAACAUCGCGGAUGGUCAUUUCCCAAGCUGCUACAUUGUGGGUUGCCUUCACGACUCGCGAGUCAAAUACUGGCAGCCCGCCAAAUUUGCAGCCAAGGUGCGUUGUUUCGUGCAUGUGCCCGUCAUUUGA